GCUCUCUUCUGCGCCCAGUCUCCGAGGAAUAAGCAGCAUGGUGGCAGAGCCCAUAAACAGCAUGGUGGCAGAGCCCAGAAGCAGCAUGGUUGCAGAAUGCAUAAACAGCAUAGUGACAGAGCCCAUAUGCAGCAUGGUGGCAGAGCCCAUAAACAGCAUGGUUGCUGAGCCCAUAAACAGCGUGGUGGCAGAUCCCAUAUGCAGCAUGGUGGCAGAUCCCAUAAACAGCAUGGUGGCAGAUCCCAUAUGCAGCAUGGUGGCAGAGCCUAUAAGCAGCAUGGUGGCAGAUCCCCUAUGCAGCAUAGUGGCAGAGCCCAGAAGCAGCAUGGUUGCAGAUCCCCUAUGCAGCAUGGUGGAAGAAUGCAUAAACAGCCUAGUGGCAGAGCCCAUAAACAGCGUAGAGGCAGAGCCCAGAAGCAGCAUGGUGGCAGAUCCCAUAUGCAGCAUGGUGGCAGAUCCCAUAUGCAGCAUGGUGGCAGAUCCCAUAAAUAGCAUGGUGGCAGAUCCCAUAUGCAGCAUGGUGGCAGAGCCUAUAAGCAGCAUGGUGGCAGAGCCCAUAAACAGCAUGGUGGCAGAGCCCAGAAGCAGCAUGGUGGCAGAGCCCAUAAACAGCAUGGUGGCAGAGCCCGUAAAUAGCAUAGUGACAGAGCCCAUAUGCAUCAUAGUGACAGAGCCCAUAUGCAGUGUGGUGGCAGAGCCCAUAAACAGCAUGGUUGCUGAGCCCAUAAACAGCAUGGUGGCAGAGUCCAUAAACAGCAUGUUUGCAGAACACAUAAGCAGCAUGGUGGCAGAGCCCAUAUGCAGCAUGGUCACAGAGCAUAUAUGCAGCAUGGUCACAGAGCACAUAAGCAGCAUGUUUACAGAGCACAUAAACAGCAUGUUUGCAGAACACAUAAGCAGCAUGGUGUCAGAGCACAUAUGCAGCACGGUCACGGAGCACAUAUGCAGCAUGGUCACAGAGCCCAUAAGCAGCAUGUUUGCAGAGCACAUAAACAGCAUGGUCACAGAGCCCAUAAACAGCAUGUUUGCAGAACACAUAAGAAGCAUGUUUGCAGAGCGCAUAAGCAGCAUGAUUGCAGAAUGCAUGAGCAGCAUGGCUGCAGAGGACAUAAGCAGCAUCAUUGUUGCAGAGCCCAAGAAAUGAUGAUACGUUGUAUUUAUGUCAGAAGCAAAACCAACAAGAGUGAAUUUUGUUUAACAAUACCUUGCUCUACCAAGUCAUCAUACUUUUAUUUUUACUGUGCUGAGUGAUUGCAUAGUAAGUUUAUACUUCUUAGCAGACUAAAGAUCUGAUAGGAUCCCCAACAGAACAGUUCAGAGAAACGGGAUCUGUUAUCUAAGAUGCAAAGGCCACAUUUCCCCCAAGCCAGUCAUUACGGAUUGCUACUGUUUUUAUGAAGACAUUUACUAGCACGGACAAAAUAGCGUCACUCUGCUCUCCACUCAACAGGGCUGGCCCCUCCCUAUCAGAGUUCCUUACCCUCUCCUGCUCCCCACUCUGCCAGCAGUUCACUGAGACAGAUGCAGAUACUUACAGCCAACCAAUGGACUGAGGUCGGGGACCCCCAUGCAGUGAUUUUUAUAGAAAGAAACUUCCUAAUGCCUAAACUGGCAUUCCUCAGAUCAAAACUAAUUACAGAGUUUCCGGUUGACCAGCAUUCAUAGGAAUGAAGACAAAGUCAGAGAUGGUGUGUCUGAGAAACUUCAAAAGGUGUAGACCUCCCGACUGAAGCAUAACUGAUUUGAUUCGUUUUUAUUCCUAUAUUUCUCCUCUCUACAAGGGAGUCAUGAUUACACUAACGGAGUUAAAAUGCUUAGCGGAUGCCCAGUCAUCCUACCACAUACUGAAGCCAUGGUGGGACGUCUUCUGGUAUUACAUCACCCUCAUCAUGCUGUUGGUGGCUGUGCUGGCUGGAGCCCUGCAGCUCACCCAGAGCAGGGUCCUGUGCUGUCUUCCCUGCAAGGUGGAAUUCGACAAUCAGUGCGCUGUGCCUUUGGACCUCCUGAAAGCCAGCGAGAACGCGUCUUCUAACUCAGGCCUGCUGUUCCCGCUGCCGCUCCGCAUCCAGAACGACCUGCACCGGCAGCAGUACUCCUACAUUGACGCCGUCUGCUAUGAGAAACAGCUCCACUGGUUCGCCAAGUUCUUCCCCUAUCUGGUGCUUCUGCACACCCUCAUCUUCGCAGCCUGCAGCAACUUCUGGCUUCACUACCCCAGCACCAGCUCCAGGCUGGAGCACUUUGUGUCCAUCCUCCACAAGUGCUUUGAUUCUCCAUGGACCACGCGAGCCCUGUCAGAAACAGUGGCCGAACAGUCAGUGAGGCCCCUGAAACUCUCCAAGUCCAAGACCUUGCUCUCCACCUCAGGGGGCUCUGCUGACACUGACACCAACAAGCAGUCAUUGCCCUACCCACAGCCAGGCUUGGAGUCACCUGGCAUAGAAAGCCCAACUUCUAGUGUCCUGGACAAGAAGGAGGGUGAACAAGCCAAAGCCAUCUUUGAAAAAGUGAAGAGGUUUCGCCUGCACGUGGAGCAGAGGGACAUCAUCUACCGAGUGUACCUGAAACAGAUAAUUGUCAAAGUCAUCCUGUUUGUCUUUAUUAUAACCUAUGUCCCGUACUUUCUCAGCUACAUAACUCUUGAAAUCGACUGUUCAAUCGAUGUGCAGGCAUUUACAGGCUAUAAGCGCUACCAGUGUGUCUACUCCUUGGCAGAAAUCUUUAAGGUCCUGGCUUCAUUUUAUGUCAUUCUGGUGAUGCUUUAUGGUCUCACGUCGACCUACAGCUUGUGGUGGAUGCUGAGGAGUUCCCUGAAGCAGUACUCCUUCGAGGCCCUCAGAGAGAAAAGCAAUUACAGCGAUAUCCCUGACGUCAAGAACGACUUUGCCUUCAUCCUCCAUCUGGCCGACCAGUACGAUCCCCUGUACUCCAAGCGCUUCUCCAUCUUCCUGUCGGAGGUCAGCGAGAACAAACUGAAGCAGAUCAACCUCAACAACGAGUGGACCGUGGAGAGACUGAAAAGCAAGCUUGUGAAAAACUCCCAGGACAAGAUUGAGCUGCACCUCUUCAUGCUCAACGGUCUUCCAGACAACGUCUUUGAGUUGACAGAGAUGGAAGUGCUGAGCCUGGAGCUCAUCCCUGAGGUCAAGCUGCCAGCUGCCGUCUCUCAGCUCACCAACCUCAGGGAGCUCCAUGUGUACCAUUCAUCCCUGGUGGUCGACCAUCCAGCCCUGGCCUUUCUAGAGGAGAACUUAAGAAUCCUCCGCCUGAAAUUUACCGAGAUGGGGAAGAUCCCACGCUGGGUGUUCCACCUGAAGAACCUCAAGGAACUGUACCUGUCGGGCUGCGUUCUCCCGGAGCAGCUAAGCUCUAUGCACCUGGAGGGCUUCCAGGACUUGAAGAACCUGAGGACCCUCUACUUGAAGAGCAGCCUGUCCCGGAUCCCUCAGGUGGUGACAGACCUGCUGCCCUCCCUGCAAAAGCUGUCCCUUGACAAUGAGGGAAGCAAGCUGGUUGUCCUGAACAACCUGAAGAAGAUGGUCAAUCUGAAAAGCCUGGAGCUCCUCAGCUGUGACCUGGAGCGGAUCCCCCACUCCAUUUUCAGCCUGAACAACCUGCAUGAGCUGGACCUGAAGGAGAACAACCUCAAGACAGUCGAGGAGAUCAUCAGCUUCCAGCACCUCCCGAGCCUCUCCUGCCUGAAGCUCUGGCACAAUAACAUCGCCUACAUCCCCGCGCAGAUCGGAGCGCUGUCCAACCUGGAGCAGCUCUUCCUGGGUCACAACAAUAUUGAGAGUCUGCCCUUGCAGCUUUUUCUAUGCACCAAACUACACUACCUGGAUCUAAGCUAUAACCAUCUGACCUUCAUUCCGGAGGAAAUCCAGUACCUGACCAACCUGCAGUACUUUGCUGUGACCAACAAUAACAUCGAGAUGCUACCAGAUGGGCUGUUCCAGUGCAAGAAGCUUCAGUGUUUACUCUUGGGAAGGAAUAGCCUAACAGAUUUGUCCCCUCUGGUGGGGGAGCUGUCAAACCUCACCCACCUGGAACUCAUUGGUAACUACCUGGAGACACUGCCUGUGGAGCUGGAAGGGUGUCAGUCCCUGAAACGGAGCUGUCUGAUUGUGGAGGACAGUCUGCUCAAUUCUCUUCCACUUCCUGUGACAGAACGUUUGCAGACUUGCUUAGACAAAUGUUAACCUAACGAUCAGACUCGAGGCGAAAGCGGUUCUAAAGCAAGGCCCCAGGAAAGAAGAAUGAACUUUCCUAAGUUAUAAAGAUGAGAGAUGGUCUUGUUUAUGAUUAUGAAACACCAUAACCAAAAAUCUUACCAAAUAACCCAGUGUCUGAAUCAAGCAGUAAAAAGAUAUCAACACCGGAGUUUUGUGAAAAACCGUUGUUUAAAUUAUUGAGAUGUUAAAAAGUAUACAUUGAAGGUGGAUUGAGAGGCAUGCCAUCAUGGAAACCUUACCUUUCAAGUCUUAUCUUCAGGACUCCAUUUCCCCACCCCCUCAACUCAUUACUUAUGUGCAUACAUGUUUUCAUAUGACCUUGUAAUCUGAUAUUUAACUCUGUAAAGACUCAUCAGUAUAAAUCUCCUUGAUGUAUGCUCACCACUGGCUUAGAUUUAUAUUGUUUUGUUUUUUUAAGCAGUGUGUAUCACACUGGGCAGAAUUCCACCUUGGCUCUUUUUCUCUGCUCUUUUCUCUUUUUGCUGGAGUCUUCAUCUGGGUUUCUCUUAUAGUCCUGGGAUAGCGCUGACAUUUGGCAUUUGCCUAGAACAGGAGCCAGGGAUUCCAGGACAUGUGAUCUGCUGAGCAUCCUAAAAAUUAAUGCAUUCUCAAAAUGUCUUCUUGUCUAUCAUCAAAGCCUUUUUUAAAUAUGUUAAGAAUUUUUAUAUGAAAUAUAAAAUAUUUUCUACUGUAUGAUCUCAGAUGCUAUAUCUGCGAGAACACGGUUUUGUAAGCAGUGAACAUGUGUAUCUCUGUAAGAAUUUUAAUGAUUCUUGGUUUGGGCUGACUAUGAUCCUCCUGUUUGUAUGCAUUCUGCUCCAAACACUUCUGUACUCUUGCACCUAAUUACUGCAACCAAUUUGGAUGACAAAAGCCUUGUGUUUUGCUCCCAAAUGUCUUUGUGGGUUUCCUCAUGAGAGGACAGGAGGGCUGCUGAAUCACCUACCUCUCCUUGCUGUUGUCCAAGAGUACGAGUACAACCCCUUGAUUACUUAAAAACUGGGACCAAGGGGAGAGGGCAAGAUCUAGAUUGGAAAAUUGAUUGGAAAUUUAGUAAGCAUUAAAUAAGAUGUAGGUUUUUCCCCCAUCUGCAUGAUCUCUCGAUAUGAUUAUGAUGGAAGCUGUCUAUUCAGAACCUAACUGAGCCCAGUAAACUGACAUCCAUCUCAUAGCCUGCCUUGUGACCCCUGGGACACAUCAUGCUCCCCUUGACAGAGAGCUUUGUGUUUGCCCUUUGUUAUCAUGCAUAUUGCUGAAUAAAUAAAAUGGACUGGCUCACACUGGGGAAGUGGA
Arvicanthis niloticus (Nile rat) is the source of this 5525-nucleotide messenger RNA. It is a transcript of the gene Lrrc8b, whose product is annotated as leucine rich repeat containing 8 VRAC subunit B. The record is from RefSeq and is a predicted model, not a curated record. Gene Ontology annotation, molecular function: protein binding. Gene Ontology annotation, cellular component: cytoplasm. NCBI's taxonomy places the organism in Eukaryota, Metazoa, Chordata, Mammalia, Rodentia, Muridae.